AUGGACCUGCAUGAGAUACAGAAUGUAACUGCGCGCUUCAUCGCCGACGCCAAUACGCAGUUCAAUCGCAUACCCGGCUCCGCCAUCGCUGUUCGCUACAUCAAGUCGAGUUACCAGAAUGACCCCGUUCGCAGCGCGGUAGAGCUGUUCUUGUUCCUCUUCGCAGUGCGCUACCUACUUGCACCCAAGUAUAGCACCAAGAAGAAGGUUCAACUUACGGAUGAAGAGAUCGACGAAUUGGUCGAAGACUGGACGCCAGAACCGCUUGUCGCGCCCACUACUGCCCUCGAGGAAUUGGACAACGAGAAGCGACCCAUCAUUGUUGGACCUACGGGCCCCAAGUCGAAGCUCUCCAAUGGCCGCACCGUCACGAACCUUGCCUCGUACAACUUCUACAACUUCCUCUCCAACGAUGUCCUCAAAGACAAGGCCAUUCAGACCCUGCGCACCUACGGUGUCGGCCCCUGUGGCCCCCCUGGUUUCUACGGCACACAGGACGUUCACAUGAAGACCGAAGCCGACGUCGCUGCACACCUCGGUGUCCCCGCCUGCAUCAUCUACGCGCAAUCCUUCUCGACUAUAAGCAGUGUGAUUCCCAGUUUCAGCAAGAGAGGAGAUAUUAUCGUAGCGGACAAGGCGCUCAACUUCGCUGCGCGCAAGGGCAUUCAAAUCAGUCGCAGUACUGUCAGGUGGUUCGAACACAAUGAUAUGGAGGAUUUGGAGAACGUCCUCAAGAAGGUUGUCAAGGAGCAGGCCAAGAAGCCGCUCACCAGACGCUUCAUCAUCACCGAGGGCCUGUUUGAGAACAUUGGGGAUGUGGUGAACCUGCCAAAGAUCGUUGAACUCAAACUCAAGUAUAAAUUCCGUCUCAUCCUCGACGAAACCUGGUCCUACGGCGUCCUCGGUCGCACCGGCGGCGGCGUCACCGAAGCGCAGAACGUUGACGCUGCAGAAGUAGACAUGAUCAUCGGCUCGCUUUCUGGCCCUCUCUGUGCGGCAGGAGGAUUCUGUGCCGGUAACGAGGAAGUUGUUGAGCAUCAGCGCAUCUCGUCUGCGUCAUACACUUACUCCGCUGCGCUUCCUGCUUUGUUGAGUACAACAGCGAGUGAAACAAUCAGUCUGUUGCAACAGCAACCGGAUAUCCUCGCGGGACUCAGGGACAAUGUCAAGGCGAUGCGGGGACAGCUGGACCCUAGGAGUGAUUGGGUUAAGUGCAGUAGCUCAGGAGAUAACCCCAUCAUGCUCCUUGUUCUCAAAGAUGAGGUUAUUGAAAACAAGAAACUGAGCAUCGACGAUCAGAACCAGAUCUUCAGGGAAGUUGUUGACGAGUGUCUCGCAAACGGCGUCCUCAUCACACGACUCAAGUCUUUCCCACUCGGUCUUGGACUGAACCCCCGCGAUGCGGGCUGGCAACCUACACCCGCACUGAAGGUGUGCGUGACGAGCGGUCUGACAAAGAAGGAGACAGAGAAGGCUGGUACAAUCAUAAGGCAUGCCGUCACCAAGAUUGUUAGCCGACGGAAGUAA
Messenger RNA from Alternaria ethzedia, 1527 nucleotides. RefSeq lists its product as uncharacterized. Gene Ontology annotation, biological process: ceramide biosynthetic process; sphingosine biosynthetic process. NCBI's taxonomy places the organism in Eukaryota, Fungi, Ascomycota, Dothideomycetes, Pleosporales, Pleosporaceae. Gene Ontology annotation, cellular component: endoplasmic reticulum. The record is from RefSeq and is a predicted model, not a curated record. Gene Ontology annotation, molecular function: serine C-palmitoyltransferase activity; pyridoxal phosphate binding. The transcript has 5 exons. The coding region runs from base 1 to 1527 and encodes 508 amino acids.